This is a messenger RNA of Gopherus flavomarginatus (Mexican gopher tortoise), 3143 nucleotides long. It is a transcript of the gene C19H17orf78, whose product is annotated as chromosome 19 C17orf78 homolog. The coding region runs from base 1086 to 1958 and encodes 290 amino acids. The transcript is spliced from 6 exons. The record is from RefSeq and is a predicted model, not a curated record. Lineage: Eukaryota; Metazoa; Chordata; Testudines; Testudinidae.
UGAAAAUGUCAUUUAUUAAAAGCUUUUAAAAAAUGAAUGAGAAAAAAAUAAAUCAGUAGAAUUUGGAUUGCCAGCCAUACCACCUCUCAUACUCAAGGCAUUUCAUAAACUUUCUAAAGACACUCACAAGUAGGCUGGCCACAUAGGGAAUAUGCAACAGCAGUUCUACCCUCCGCAGUAUCAUUAUUUUGACCAUUACACCCUCCACCCCCGUCUUAAGAGAGAGCGUGCACUAGUUAUCUCCUUAUGCUUUCAAAUAGUGCUGUAAGAGCUUUCAACUGCCCUUACUGAGUCACUAACAGUAGGCAGAAGGGAUAUUUCUUGUUUAACAUACCAUUUCAAGGCUGACACCUCCUCCUAAGGUGUUUCAAAGCUGCCAGUCACCAUGGUAUCUCUGUGCCAAUUAACUGAUAACUAUUUGUGUGAAUAAAAUUCUUCCUGGAUACUUACUUAUAGCCUCAGACUUAUGCAAAAAGAACAAGCAAUACCACCUCUACCCAAUUUAAGCUAGAGCAGGAAUUUGGCUGGGCAGAACUGAAAUAUAAAUGUGGCAACACACCACUACUCUUUUAGAAAGGUUUCUGGGGUCACUAAUGAUAUUUUAUAUUACUAUUGAUUUGCACUUCUAGUACAGUUCAGUUCCCUCAGAUUAACAGUGAUGGUAACUAAACUACAAUACAAGCAAUCUUAGGACCAAGCAUAGCAAAUAACUCUCCUGAGAGCAUCAGUGUUCUCUCUUGGUUUUUAAUUUUAUUUACUCACAGUGGUGGGUAGUAUUUUGGUUUCACACUUUUAUGAUCAAUAACAUUUUAAAAUAUUUUGGGAAUGGUGUGCAUAUUAGAGCUCCAACAAAACUCUUGGCUCGGAACAUACACACACAGCAAGUUUGGGGAAAGUUCAGCUCUGGAUAGAAAUUUUAACUCACUUCCACUUUUACGGCAUGCUGAUCCAAGACUCCAGAUCCACACCCCGCCCCCGCUGAAAUUCACUGCAAGUUUAAGGCAUAAUCUAGACUUUAUUAAUCAGAGUAACUCUAGUUGCUAUUCAAGUUGCAGUGAAAAAUAAAGAGGGGAGUUGCAUUUAAAAUGUUUAAAAAUCCACAAAGAGGCAAGAAAAACUGUGCACAUGAUUACAAUCUGUCAUGUCCAUUCCACUCAGACCUCAGAGAUUAUGACUGUCAUGUGGAAAAUUCUUCAGAAGUACUGUCUGAAAGCACAAGAAGCAUGAGCAUCUUACUGCAAGAGUCUGAAAAGGCAGUGGCAAAAGGGGAGCUAAGCAGAAACCAUACAGUCGCCACUUUGCAAUGCUCUGGUCUGCACAGCUCCAUACAAGUAAAUCUCCUUUACUCAGAGAAGAUGUACAGUGUUUUCACAAACAAGACAAACGUUAAAUACACCCUCCAAAGCCUGAAAGUCAUCACUGAUCCAGAUGAGAGUGUUUCUACUGCCCACAGGUGUCUCUUAUUAACAGAUCAUAAACAAAGUUUUCAGACUGAAUUUAACCUUACAGGCAAAGUGUUUCUGGUGGGGCUAUCAAAUUGCAUUAUUAAUGCAAAGCUGUCUGAGCCUGAAAUGUUUGCAGAGCAACUGCACGCCACAGAGGUACACCAACAGAACAGCAGCUCAGGCAUAGGUGAAGACAGGCUGCUCAGACUAACACGAAGACAAAGCAUCUAUGUCAAAGCAGUAAUCAUAUGUGUCCUGCUACCCUGUGCAUUAGCCUUCAUUGUGUUUGUUAUAUUUGAAGUUCCCUUCCCAUGUCCAUGCCCUGGCUGGAGCCAGCAAUGCAACUGUAUUCAGAAAUGUAAAAGACAAGGAGAAGAACGCACAGAAAACCCAAAUUCUGUAUCAUCCGAAGGAUCUGUCAUGGUAGGUCACAAAAAGGGAACCACACAAGGAGCUUCAGAACAACCACCUUGGAGCAAAGCGGCCAAGAUCAUUGCCAUUUAUGAGACUUAGUUCUGAAAAACUGCAUGCUACAGGAGAAAGCACAAUUUUCUGUUUUAUCCAAGCACAGUUUUCUGCUUUAUCCAUAAGUCUGCAUUAUUUUUCUCCUCACUUCUUAUCUUUCAGAGAAGCAAGAACAUCAGCAUUUUACACGAUAUAGAGUCAAACAAUUACAGAUUGCAAUGAAAGUGACAUUAGCCUUUUUUAGGGGCCCUUCUUACAGAACUAACCCCUCGGAACACAUCUUGGUGUUGACUCCCUCCAUGAACUACCUGGAAUCAUAUUUUAACUUCAGCAGUAGACCAUGGUCAUUAGAAACAAAGGGAAUAAUGGAAAAACCUACUUGCAGAAGCAAUAAAGUCCCACCAACAUUGCAAAUUCUCCCUCUGUCUUCCUUAGAUUAAUCGUAGUUGGAGGUCACACAGCAACUAACACCUGCUACACUGAAGAUUGUAUCUAGACAGAUUAUACUUAAAUUCAAGACAAUGAUUAUUCAGAAAAGCAUCAAACAGUGGAACCAACUAAAAGUAUAUAUUCCCUGUCCGUUGAGCUUGAGGGCCAAAUUCUGCCCAUACACAUACACAAAUCCCAUCAACUUCAAUGGCUAGUGGAUGUAUUAAUCAAAGGACAGAAUCUGGAUUUCAGCAUCUAUUCCUUGUGCUACAAUUUAGCCUAGCUGAUAAAAGGAGCCUAAAUGCUUGCUUGUUGCCAGCAAUCAAGCGCUCCAUUCAUCAGCAUCUUUGAAGCAUAAGGAAUUUGGGUUAGCAAUAAGGAAGUUCAACUCUGCCCCAUUUUAAGCAUCUGUGCCACUAAUUUUCUUGUGUUCAUCAUUUUGUCCCCCAUAAAUUGGAUCAUACCAUGGUUUAGCAGUUCAAUUAAUUUGGGACCUUCACACUGCAAUGUUGCUUCCAAAUGAGACCAUAGGACAGACAGUUAUUUGUUGUAAAAGGAGCACAGGUUCUGAGGGAGAUAAAUCAAAAGGUAACCUCACAUUUCCACAGCCAGAUUUGUGUGUGCAUAUUCUUGAGCUCUCACUGCAUGGAACUAGACUAUCAACCUCCCUUGAAAACCCUACAGAUCUAUGGAGUACACAAGACCUUCAGGCUAAUGUAACAAAAAAGUGACAUUAAAGUUCCAGAAAUGUAGUCCAGGUUAUGGAUUCGAGGUGCAAAAUCUGUAGAAGUCAGAGAGGAAACU